This is a messenger RNA of Conger conger (European conger), 6890 nucleotides long. It is a transcript of the gene irs1, whose product is annotated as insulin receptor substrate 1. Gene Ontology annotation, cellular component: cytosol; plasma membrane. NCBI's taxonomy places the organism in Eukaryota, Metazoa, Chordata, Actinopteri, Anguilliformes, Congridae. Gene Ontology annotation, molecular function: insulin receptor binding; phosphatidylinositol 3-kinase binding. The record is from RefSeq and is a predicted model, not a curated record. The transcript is spliced from 2 exons. Gene Ontology annotation, biological process: insulin receptor signaling pathway. Bases 699 to 3815 code for a protein of 1038 amino acids.
UGUUCACCUCCUUCAGAGCAAGCUGGAGUCGGCAGGAGGGAUUGUGCACACAAACAGGCACGGCGCCUUGUUUUUGGAGCUCUUGAUUCACAAAUUGAGUGGGCGAGAAAACAGUUCUGGGAAUACAGCGCAUUGUGCCGCUAUUUCAUAUUUGGCAUAUUUGUUUUUCUUUUCUUUUUUUAAAGUCGAUGCAUGCUUUCUUUUAUUUUUAUUGUUUGCACUUUUACGUUUGCAGGGAUAUUGACUGAAUCAGCAAACUAGCUAUCUCUAUGGGGUCGCACGGGAACGGUUCUUGUUUUGGUCGUGCAUUUGGAACUCCGGACUGAACUCAGAUAUAUUGUUCGCUUAUUUUCCUUUCUACUCAAUGCUUUGACUAGUUUGCAUAUGGCAUACAGCGGGUGGAUUUUAAAUGCUCAAAUAUUUAAAGAUGUAACACUCUGCGAAGGUCCCGUACUCUAGCAAGGGAUUGUUUUGGCACUGAGCUGUUACCUAAUUGAACCACUCUCUUGGCUAACUUGGCUAUAGCUAGGUUGCUAGCUAAUGAAAUAAGGGUACGUAAACGUUUUUGCAUAUAGCUGAGUCAGUCUUGUUGUGCAACCCAUUUUUUUUUACUCCCUGUACAUGAUUUGGAGUACACGAUAGGUUAUUUAACUUUUUGAACUUAUUUUUUACUCAUUAACUGCUACAUUUUUUCCAACAUGGCAAGCCCAGCCUCAGAUCAUGGUUGUUUUUCGGACGUGAGGAAGGUGGGUUAUUUAAGGAAACCCAAAAGCAUGCACCGGAGAUUUUUUGUCUUACGGACUGCGAGUGUCUCUGGACCUUCCAGACUGGAAUACUACGAAAACGAGAAAAAAUGGAGACACAAAUCGGGCGCUCCCAAGAGAUCGAUUCCAUUAGAGAGUUGCUUCAAUAUUAACAAGAGGGCCGACUCCAAAAACAAGUAUCUGGUGGCACUGUACACUAAGGAGGAAUAUUUUGCAAUCGCAGCCGAUAGUGAACAGGAGCAGGACCUGUGGUACCAAGCGCUGCUGGAUCUGCACAACAAGGGUAAGCUGCACGAGCCCGCCGGGGGCAGCGCAAUGGGGGAGGACAGUUAUGGAGAGGCCACGCCAGGACCUGCCUUUAAAGAAGUUUGGCAGGUUAUUUUAAAACCAAAGGGACUGGGACAAAUAAAAAAUUUAAUAGGGAUUUACAGGUUGUGCCUAACAAAUAAAACGAUAAGCUUUGUAAAGCUAAACUCGGAUGCCGCCGCCGUUGUUCUGCAGCUGAUGAACAUUCGGAGAUGUGGUCAUUCUGAAAAUUUCUUUUUCAUUGAAGUGGGGAGAUCUGCUGUUACAGGACCUGGGGAAUUCUGGAUGCAAGUUGAUGACUCUGUUGUAGCGCAGAACAUGCAUGAAACUAUUCUGGAUGCCAUGAAAUCCAUGAGUGAGGAAUUUCGCCCAAGGAGUAAAAGUCAGUCUUCUUCUAAUUGCUCCACUCCUAUCUCUGUGCCGCUGAGAAGACACCACCACAACAACCCGCCCCCUAGCCAGGUGGGGCUCGGCAGGAGGUCCCGGGCAGAAAGCGUUACUGCCACCUCUCCUGCGGCCCAAGGAAAACAGACCCAUUCUUUCAGAGUGAGAGCCUGCAGUGAUGGAGAGGGCACAAUGUCCAGACCGGCCUCUGUGGAGGGGAGCCCGGGCAGUCCCUGCUCUGCUCGGACACACGCUCAGAGACACAGGGGCGGCUCCCGGCUCCACCCGCCCCUCAGCCACAGCAGGUCCAUCCCCAUGCCGUCCUCCCGCUGUUCCCCCUCCGCCACCAGCCCUGUCAGUCUCUCGUCCAGCAGCACCAGUGGCCAUGGCUCCACCUCCGACUGCCUGUACCCUCGCCGCUCCAGCGCCUCUGCCUCUGGCUCUCCCAGCGACGGAGGCUUCAUUUCCUCUGACGAGUACGGCUCCAGCCCCUGCGACUUCAGGAGCUCUUUCCGCAGCACCACCCCCGACUCCCUGGAGCACACCCCGCCAGCCCGGGAGGAAGAGCUCAAUAACUACAUGUCCAUGUCGAAGCCCAGCCUGGUGCCUAACGGGCACUGCGCUCGCCCCCAACCUCGCUGCACACCCCCCCGACUGGAGGACUCGGAGCUGGAGAAGAGCUUCAGGAAGCGGACUCAUUCCUCAGGUGCCUCGCCCCCAACCGUGUGUCACCAGAAGACCCCGUCGCAGUCCUCCACUGCGUCUCUGGAGGAGUAUGCACCCAUGAUGUCCACCUACAGCAGAGCAUCGUUGUACAGGCAAUCUCCAUUUCUGCCUGCGCAGUCGUAUCCUGAGGAGAGUCUGGACCUGCACCUGGAGGGCAGCAGGACAGGACGGGUGGAUGAUGGGUACAUGCCCAUGUCACCAGGCGUGGCUCCUGUUGCCUGCAAGAGCAGUGAUUACAUGCCAAUGAGUCCCAAAAGUGUGUCUGCUCCCCAGCAGAUCCUCAGUCCACGGCAGCAUUGCAGAGUGGACUCCAAUGGGUACAUGAUGAUGUCGCCUAGUGUGAGCUGUUCCCCAGAAAGCACAAACUUUGGGAAAGUCUGGACCAAUGGGACUAAUCCCGCACUGUGCGAGAGCAGUGAAGGGAAAGGCUUGUGUGGAGAUUAUAUCAACAUGUCCCCCGCAAGCUGCUCCACCACCAGCACUCCACCUGACUGCUACUUUAACCAGGUUGAAGAGACUCACAAACCCAUGCACUCCUACUACUCACUACCUCGGUCCUUCCGACACACCCACAGGAAGCAGGAGCAGAGCCCUCUGCGCUUCUCUGUGAACUCCGGCCGGCUGGUCUAUGGUGACUCCUCCUCCUCCUCCGCCAGCAGCGACAGCCUGGGAGGGCAGGGGAAUGGGAAGCUGGCGGUCAAACCGCAGGACGAGGUGGAUGGGAGGCUGGCGCGGCCGACGCGCCUCUCCUUGGAUGGCAGCAGGGCUAGCACGCUCCCACGGGCGCGGGAGAGCCCCUUUCCCCCGGUACCUACGAGCCCGGGAGAGUACGUUGACAUGGAGUUCAGCGACAGGCCUUUCUCUGCCAGCCUCGCCUCCCUUCUGGCACCUGCGUUUGUGGAGACCGACUCUGAGAGACGGUCUCCACACUCCUCAGAGUACAUGAACAUGGAGCUGGGGGCCCGGGGCAGGAAGCCCCGGCCUGAAGCUAAAGGCUCUGCCUGCCCGGAAGACGGUGCAGAGGUUAGCUCAGCCAUCCCACCUGCAGGUGCCUGUGCGGGAAUGCAGACCGGCGAGUAUGUCCACAUGCAGCUCGGAGCCUUGUGCCAUAGUUACCCAGAGGCACAGAUGGUAGUCGGCUACUCGGAGGUAAGCAGCUCUGCUGACACUCCCAGCCAGGAGGGGGCACUAGUGAAUGAGGUCCCCGACUCCAGCUGUCUUGGCCUGAUGGGAUCAAUGUCUGGGCUAAGUGCUUUUUCCCGGGUCAAUUCUAGUCCUAACCGGAACCAGGUCGCUAAAGUGAUCCGGGCCGACCCGCACGGCCGCAGGCGGCACAGUUCGGAGACCUUCUCCUCAACGACCGCGGUGUCCGGAGCGGCGGCAGCCCCGCCCAGCGGUGAGGACGUGAAGCGGCACAGCUCGGCUUCCUUUGAGAACGUGUGGCUGUCGCCCUGCGAGAGGAGGGAGGCCACGCCAGCGACUUCCCUCCAGAAUGGCCUCAACUACAUGGACCUGGACCUGGCGAAGGAGCAGAUCCCAUCCAGGGGUGGGCCCUCUGACCCCAACCCCUACGCCAGCAUCAGGUUUCAGAAAGAGGAACACCCGAGGAAAGCCCCAGGACAUAGAGAAGAAUGAAGACCUGGACCUCCCUGCACCCUUGUCAGCUAGCCCACCCUGCCAUAAUGCACACCUCCCUCCAACAGUGAAGAUAGCGCUGACCUGGGGGGACAGUAUCCUCAUCAUAGUAACACUACAGCACAUAUCAACGGUACUGCACCAUCGUGAGAGUGAUGGUGCAACGCAAACAAACGGUACAGCACCAUCGUGGGUGUGAUGGUGCAACGCAAACAAACGGUACAGCACCAUCGUGGGUGUGAAGGUGCAACACAGACGAAUGGUACAGCACCAUCGUGGGUGUGAUGGUGCAACACAAACAAACGGUACAGCACCAUCGUGGGUGUGAAGGUGCAACACAGACGAAUGGUACAGCACCAUCGUGGGUGUGAAGGUGCAACACAGACGAAUGGUACAGCACCAUCGUGGGUGUGAUGGUGCAACACAAACAAACGGUACAGCACCAUGUUGAGAGUGAAGGUACAGCACAGAGCAGCGGUACAGCGCCUUCCUUCUGAGAGUAAAGGUACGGCCCAGAUGAACUGAGCGGUACAGCGGUUCUGUGACGUUGUUCUGGACAGUGAUGGUGCAGCACAGAGCAGCGGUUCUGUGACGUUGUUCUGGACAGUGAUGGUGCAGCACAGAGCAGCGGUACUGUGACGUUGUUCUGGACAGUGAUGGUGCAGCGCAUCCGGAUGACGCAGCACUGUUGCUCUCCCGAGUGGAGCGCUUCACCGGUAUGACGCCUCAGCGGGUGGAGCAGUGCCUUCAGGCAGCCUUGUUUACCCAGUCUCAUCUCAGGACCCAGUGCACAGACGCACACACGCAGGUGUGCCCACAGAUUCCGCCGAGGCACCUCAGCCUGUCAGCAUUUCCUCUCCGUGGCCCAUCGGGAUUUCUCACACCUGAGGGCUAUUCUAACGAUUCCUAUUAUUAACAAUUGUUAUGACUUUGAUUACGGAAUAGAUGGGCUACCACUCUUGCUGGGAUUUUUAGUAUCUUGUCAUUUUAUUUUUAUUUACCCCCCCCCCCCCCCCCCCCCCUCCAUUUUCCUGUCACCGUGUGACGCUACACCAUCGGCAAAUUGGUCACAUGCUUUGACUUUGCCAUUUUACCCGAAGCCCUUUCACCAGUACUCUUCGCCGUGCGUCACGGUUCAGCACCCACGGCCUUUAAUUCCUGCAAUAUCCGGAGCAGUGCUCCGCUUAGAGGUAGCAUCACUACGUGUCAUGGAGUGUUGUCCCAUGACAGCACCCACGGCCUGUAACGCCGCAUGAGUGUGCAGCACAUCAGGAAUGUCAGCUGACUUUAGUAGCAGGCUUGCCUUAACAGCGUGCUUCCAAACCCAAUCAAAACACAGAACCACUCUGCGUGCAUCCCUUGCACGCUUUAUUUAUGCUUCUGGGUCAAUCGAAUAUUGUGGCCUGUGAUUUUUUAAAAUAAUGACCAAUGUCCAAAGCAUUUUUUUAAAUAUAUAUAUAUAUCUACAACUAGCCAAAAGGUUGCCCAUGUCAAAUCAAAAUUGACAAUUAUUGAAAUUUAAAAACCAAUGAGCAAGAUUGUUCCAACCUAUUUCUCUUGUAAGCUUAAAUUAAUAUUUUAAUUUUCAGAAAACCUGCUGUAAAAUUGCUUGCGGUUUUAUUUAACUUUCUUGGGGUUUUCAUUUCUUAUCAGAAAUCCUCAGUUGUGUGUCUGAGGGGAUCACGGCUACAAGAAAACAGGAGUUCAUAAUAUUUGUCUCAUUUGCUGCUGAAAAGACUGACGAUCAGUCUGUGUAAAUUAUUUAAUAUAGAAAUGGCAUUCAUGUUGGUCUCAGAGUUAAGUAUUUAACAUUUCAUGGUUUAUACUGGUUCUUUGUUUUUAAAAAUGAAAUGUAAAGGGCACAUUUUUGGAUAUGUGUCUGCGGUGUGUUAUGUUCUGUUCUAAAAUGGGAGAAUUUCUUAAACAUAGCGUGGAAAGAAUGGGUGACUGUUUACCUGUUAUCCCUAAUGUAUAUUGAACAUGUAUGAUGUGGUCCUUGUGCAGGUGUGUUACAGCACCCUGUUCUCUGGGUCGGGCCUCUCCUCAUCGCAUUUUCAUUUUGUCAUCUUGUUUUCUCAAAUUGGAUCGACCGUGGAGUGAGACAGGCUUGUUGUCCUUUAUGCCAGGUCAUCACCAGCGCCAAUCCACGUCUUCCACUGUGUAAAAUGCAGAGAAAAGCAUUAAUGAACAAAUGUCCGAUUAGGAAAUUGGUGGGUGGGUAAAUUUAUCAAUGUAUGGAUGAAUGCAGUGCUCAAGUGAGCAAAUGAACAAUCAAUGGAUGGAUGAAUUUGUGCAGAAGAAGUGAAUGUAUAGGUGAAUGAAAGAAUGAAUGCAUAAGAGCAGUACCAGUACCCCACCCCCCCUCCUUCAACAGGAGAGAACAUGGAAGAGUUUGUUUACUCUGGAACCUGUUGUGUAAUAAAGUAGAAAUUAUUCCCUCCCUCUUGUACACUGGUGUUGCACUGUUUUGUUUUGUAGUGGGUGAGGUAGAGUGAGGGGAUCUUUGGGCUAAGUAUGAAGAUGUCCUCCUCUUUCUGCCCCUUUCACUCGUUGACUGCACAUAUAUUAUCCAGCCUUUCUCCGACAAACGCAUUCAUGAAGAAAAGGAUUUAAUUUCCUACUUUCAUACUUUCUCAACGUGGUAAUUAGCUAUGCACAGUAACAAAGGGUCCACUGAGCUAUGUGGCGGAGAAAUGUUCUACUCAAGUAAAAUGUUUUGUGGUGCCCGUUCACAAUGUAAUAUUUUAUCAAGUAUUUAUCUCAAGUCGUCUUGGCACCUUGGCUAAAGGAAGAAGAUGGCUUGGCAGUAUUUGAGCUGGUGUCUGUCGGCUCUGCAUAGUUGGCAAGUGAACCAGAUAGUGCUUAAGUGUAUGCAUUUUUAAUGAAGAAUCCUGGCAACCAACGGAAGUUGAAUGAAGCUGCUGAUUCCCAGGGGUACAUACCUGCUGACUGACUUGUCUUCUUCCCUGGUCCUUGGACCUCCUGUUUCACUGAGGUUUUGGCUAGCAUGCAGUGACAAACUCAAUGAUUUCCUGAGGGUCAUGCUGUAUCUCAGCUAUCAUGGGAUCUGCUGGA